Messenger RNA from Knipowitschia caucasica, 1020 nucleotides. The record is from the annotation of a GenBank genome assembly. Lineage: Eukaryota; Metazoa; Chordata; Actinopteri; Gobiiformes; Gobiidae.
AUGCCAAAGGCUUCUGUGACUGAAGGAGCUGCGUUCUCUAAGACUUCAGAUCUUUCUUUCCUUCGCACUGAUCAGACUAAAUACAGUGCUCUUGAUCCAACGAGAGGAGUGUGGAUGUUGGAGGAGGAUAAGUCUGUUACCAUCUGCAGGUUCCAUGCUCUGGACCUGGCUCUGGACCCGGCUCUGGACCCUGCUCUGGACCUGGCUCUGGACCUGGCUCUGGACCUGGCUCUGGACCUGGCUCUGGACCUGGCUCUGGACCUGGCUCUGGACCCGGCUCUGGACCUGGCUCUGGACCUGGCUCUGGACCUGGCUCUGGACCUGGCUCUGGACCUGGCUCUGGACCUGGCUCUGGACCCCCACAGUCACAUGACCUUCACGGGUCCUCACCAGGCAACGGGACGCGACCAGUACAGUCCUGACCUGGCAACGGGACGCGACCAGUACAGUUCUGACCAGGCAACGGGACGCGACCAGUACAGUCCUGACCAGGCAACGGGACGCGACCAGUACAGUCCUGACCAGGCAACGGGACGCGACCAGUACAGUCCUGACCAGGCAACGGGACGCGACCAGUACAAUCCUGACAAAGGGACGCGACCAGGUGAAGAGCAGCAGCAGCAGCUGAGGGAGAGGUUUUGUAGAAGAGAGAUCGAAACGUUAAACUUUGACCGGAGUGACCCUGACCUCGACCUUCCCCGUGACCCCAGCAGUGUGGCCAGUGUAGCCCCCCCCAGCGCAGCUCUGGUUGUUUGUGGUUCUGUGUGUUUGUGGUUCUGGUUGUUUGUGGUUCUGUGUGUUUGUGGUUCUGUGUGUCUGUGGUUCUGUGUGUUUGUGGUUCUGUGUGUUUGUGAUGUGGUUCUGUGUGUUUGUGGUUCUGUGUGUCUGUGGUUCUGUGUGUCUGUGGUUCUGUGUGUCUGUGAUGUGGUUCUGUGUGUUUGUGGUGUGGUUCUGUGUGUCUGUGAUGUGGUUCUGUUUGUGAUGUGGUUCUGUGUGUCUGUGAUGUGGUUCUGUUUGUGA